Messenger RNA from Fukomys damarensis (Damara mole-rat), 3572 nucleotides. RefSeq names its product eukaryotic translation initiation factor 3 subunit B (gene Eif3b). Gene Ontology annotation, cellular component: eukaryotic translation initiation factor 3 complex. Gene Ontology annotation, biological process: translational initiation. NCBI's taxonomy places the organism in Eukaryota, Metazoa, Chordata, Mammalia, Rodentia, Bathyergidae. Gene Ontology annotation, molecular function: translation initiation factor binding; RNA binding; translation initiation factor activity. The record is from RefSeq and is a predicted model, not a curated record. The transcript is spliced from 19 exons. The annotation marks the transcript as partial.
GCGCCCGAGGUGGAGCGGAACGAGGGCGCCGAGGAAGAGGCAGAGGCUGGGCCGGAGUCCGAGGUAAGUGCCGAGCCGGCGGAAGAGGCAACUCUUCGUCCUGCCUUGUCGCCCCCGCCGCCUUCUACUGAGGAUCCGGCGCAGCAGGUCGAGGCCGAAACCCCGGGAGAGCAGGCUAGCGAGCAGUUUGCAGAGGAGGCCGGGCCCGAGGGCAGCGCUGCCGAGGCCGAGCCCCGCGCAGUGGAAAACGGCGACGCGGAUGAGCCCUCCUUCAGCGACCCCGAGGACUUCGUGGAUGACGUGAGCGAGGAAGAAUUGCUUGGUGAUAUACUCAAAGACCGACCUCAGGAAGCAGAUGGAAUUGAUUCAGUGAUUGUAGUGGACAAUGUUCCUCAGGUGGGACCUGACCGACUUGAGAAACUCAAAAAUGUCAUCCACAAGAUCUUUUCCAAGUUCGGUAAAAUCACAAAUGAUUAUUAUCCUGAAGAGGAUGGAAAGACAAAAGGAUACAUCUUCCUGGAGUAUGUGUCUCCUGCCCAUGCUGUGGACGCUGUGAAAAACGCUGAUGGCUAUAAGCUUGACAAACAGCACACGUUCCGGGUCAACCUCUUCACCGAUUUUGACAAGUACAUGACGAUCAGUGAUGAAUGGGAUAUUCCCGAAAAACAGCCUUUCAAAGACCUGGGAAAUUUACGUUAUUGGUUGGAAGAGGCAGAAUGUAGAGAUCAGUACAGUGUGAUUUUUGAGAGUGGAGACCGGACUUCCAUAUUCUGGAAUGAUGUGAAGGACCCCGUCUCAAUUGAAGAAAGAGCGAGAUGGACAGAGACGUAUGUGCGUUGGUCUCCCAAAGGCACCUACCUGGCCACCUUUCAUCAGCGAGGCAUCGCUCUCUGGGGGGGUGAGAAAUUCAAGCAGAUCCAGAGGUUCAGUCACCAGGGGGUGCAGCUCAUCGACUUCUCACCUUGUGAGAGGUACCUGGUGACCUUUAGCCCCCUGAUGGACACUCAGGAUGACCCUCAGGCUAUUAUCAUCUGGGACAUUCUCACUGGGCACAAGAAGAGAGGUUUUCACUGUGAGAGCUCAGCCCACUGGCCUAUUUUCAAAUGGAGCCAUGAUGGAAAGUUUUUUGCAAGAAUGACGAUGGAUACCCUUAGCAUCUAUGAAACUCCUUCUAUGGGUCUUUUGGACAAGAAGAGUUUGAAGAUCUCUGGAAUAAAAGACUUUUCUUGGUCUCCUGGUGGGAACAUAAUAGCCUUCUGGGUGCCUGAAGACAAGGAUAUUCCAGCCAGGGUGACCCUGAUGCAGCUUCCUAGCAGACAAGAAAUCCGAGUGAGGAAUCUCUUCAAUGUGGUGGAUUGCAAGCUGCACUGGCAGAAAAAUGGAGAUUACCUGUGUGUUAAAGUAGACAGGACUCCAAAAGGAACCCAGGGUGUUGUCACAAAUUUUGAAAUCUUCCGAAUGAGAGAGAAACAGGUACCUGUCGAUGUGGUUGAAAUGAAAGAAACCAUCAUAGCCUUUGCCUGGGAACCCAAUGGCAGUAAGUUCGCUGUGCUCCAUGGAGAGGCCCCGCGGAUAUCAGUUUCCUUCUAUCAUGUCAAGAACAACGGGAAGAUUGAGCUCAUCAAAAUGUUUGAUAAGCAGCAGGCAAACACCAUCUUCUGGAGUCCCCAGGGUCAGUUUGUCGUGUUGGCUGGUUUGAGGAGCAUGAACGGGGCCUUGGCAUUCGUUGACACCUCAGAUUGCACUGUCAUGAACAUCGCAGAGCAUUACAUGGCCUCUGAUGUCGAGUGGGACCCCACUGGACGCUACGUGGUCACUUCUGUGUCCUGGUGGAGCCAUAAGGUAGACAAUGCCUACUGGCUGUGGACAUUCCAGGGACGCCUCCUGCAGAAGAAUAACAAGGACCGCUUCUGCCAGCUGCUCUGGAGACCUCGGCCCCCAACACUCCUCAGCCAGGAGCAGAUAAAGCAAAUUAAAAAGGAUCUGAAGAAAUAUUCGAAGAUCUUUGAGCAGAAGGAUCGUUUGAGCCAGUCCAAAGCCUCAAAGGAACUGGUAGAAAGGAGGAGAACCAUGAUGGAAGACUUCCGGAAGUACCGGAAAAUGGCCCAGGAGCGCUACAUGGAGCAGAAGAACGAGCGUCUGGAGCUGAGAGGAGGGGUGGACACGGAUGAGCUGGACAGCAAUGUGGAUGACUGGGAGGAGGAGACCAUUGAGUUCUUUGUCACAGAGGAGAUCAUUCCCCUUGGGAACCAAGAGUAACCGGAGCACUGUGGUCACUGUGCCGGGCCCUUGCAUAAAGCCCUCCUACAGAAGCCUGCACAUCUCCUGGUUUUUACCUGUGCUUUCUUUUACUCUGGACUGUGAACACACCUGGGAUCCUUCCAUCUCGACACAAUCUUGUGCCUUUAAGCCCUGGUGUCCACAGUGGGCAGUUUUAAGGCACUGCUUUCACUUUGUCCUGUUUGGAUGUCACCACCGCCAUGUUUGCGCCUGGACUCCGGCUGCAGCGCUCCCAAGGCUGCUCCUGCUGUGGUGGUGUUUCCAGGGGUCACUGCAGCUGAGUGGUUACUCUGUCCGAGGACUUGUUUCCCCUGUGUGGGCCUGUGUGAGGUGCAUCCUGGAGACCAGCAGGGAAGAGCCACCAGGUGUCCAGGAAGUACUGCCUGCGCCUGCCCUUUGGGGUUGGCAGUUGCUCUUGGCAGGCUGAGCGUGGAAAUAAAGCAAACCUGUAUGAACAAGCUGUCUUUCUCCUCUUUGCACAUAGAUCAUGGCCUUGACCCUGGUGCCUGUUCCCUCCCCUGUGGUAAGGGUCUUUGGCCAGCCAGGCACAGUGCCCUCUGUCCUUCGGCACCCAUAGGUGCCCUGCAGGGACCCUUCAGGCAGCCAGCUGGGGAGUCUGUUCCUGCCUUCUCUGACCACGAGUUAGUCCAUUGGGUCCAAAGUGAAGUUUCUUGGAUUCUUGUUUUCUAUGAAGAAACAUUUCACCUGACGAGAACUUUACAGUUAGACAAGGUGGAAAGUUUCAGGUGCUUGUGUCUUCUGAGUGUUAGCCUCUCCUGCCAGGAAGGGCAGGAGCAGCCCCUGGUUUGGCUCAGUCCUGCUGUGGUGCUGCAGCUGUCUGCCCUGUGCAUUAUGGCUUCCCCUCGCCUGCACCUCAUGAUGCUGGAAUCACAGAGGGCCACUGAGGAUCUGUUGCCAGGGACAUUGCAGGCCCAAGGCCUGCUCAAACUUGCAGGACAGUCUGGUCUCAGGGCAGGGGACAGAGCCAAGUGUGGCCCUUGAGAAACUCCAGGAAUUCUGUACUGAUGUCUGCCCCCUGGGCUCAUGAUCAGGGCCUCCAUCCUGGCUGGUCCUUUGAAUAAGGGAUGCUUGGUGCUCUUCCUUUCUCCUGUGUCUUCAUUUCACUUCCUCAAGUUCCUCUAAGAUUCUGUCACAGUUGGGAUCCUGCCAUUCAGCCCUUCCCAUGCCCUUCACACAUUUUACAGCAUGGCCAUUCCCGUGUUUUAAUGUGCCACGGCUUUCUGAUUUUAUGGCAGUGAGAAAAAAGCAUACAGGUCUAUCAAAUUAACAGA